Molecule: messenger RNA, 864 nt
Organism: Daldinia caldariorum
Lineage: Eukaryota; Fungi; Ascomycota; Sordariomycetes; Xylariales; Hypoxylaceae
Exons: 3
Coding region: 1-864 (287 amino acids)
Source: RefSeq, a predicted model, not a curated record
AUGUUGAAGUGGCGCAUAGCUUUGCUCAUAGCGUCGUUUGGGGGAUGGGGGGUUGUGGGACAAUCUGAGAACUUGACACCGUCUACUACAACGACGAACAAUGCUUCACCUAUCACAGCUCCAGCUUCGUCCAUUACUAAGGACCCAUUUGUUGGGUUCGUUAUUGUGUCAGCGACAACUAAGCCGAUAUACUGUCCCGAUGGCCAGAUAUUCACCACAUCCUCCAAAUACGCAGGAUGCUGCGCUUCGACGGCCUCCUCUUGUGCUUUUGCUACGGGCUGCGAGGACAAUGCCAUGAUAUAUUCCAAAGGCGUGACCUCUAACUGCGGCCCUAUGAAUUGUCAAACACGCCAAAUAUUCCCGACGUACGGAAUCGGCGAUCCGGCUCUCAUGCCUCUCUGCGCCAGUUCCGGUGAAGUAAAUCUGCUAUAUCGGACAGUGCCGACGACUUCAAGGCUAGCCUUGCCUCUUACGGCCGCCGACACAACCGGCGCGUUAGCGACACGCCCACCGAUGAUGGUUUCAGUUAUGAACGAAGGGGGAGCAGAGGCUACCGGACAAGGCGCUAAUGGUGCUAAGGGGUCUGAUGACCUAUCACCGAAAGCGGUGGGCAUUAUUGUUGGCUCCGUAUUUGGAUCCAUGGCCAUCAUUUUGUUAGGGGCGGUUGCAUUCUUCUACGGGCGGAGGCAAGAGAGAGAAAAGCGAGCCGCCCGAAAUGGGACUAGCUGGAAGAUGCCAUCCGAAACACCGGGUUCGUGGGAUAGAGACUCCAUUGUCUCCGUAGCGGGCUCGAAACGAGGCUAUUCGAGCCCUUACAGGACCAGUCCGAUCGAGUUAUCCCCUAUGCCAAGGGGACGGCGGUGA